CAGAGAAGUCCCUUCUCGGAGCCGCCCGUGGUUUACCCUGCUGCUGACCUACUUCUCCCGGAAUGGGAACAGUCUCUCCUUGACUGUUUCUCCUCGUGGCUCUCCAGAGACCCUACAGCGGCUGUGCGCCCCGCCCCGAUUGCCAUGGAGACCGCUCAUACACAGUCUCUCCCCCUUCUCCUCCACCUUGGCCUAAGUGGGGCCCGCGGGCCAGACCAGCGCCCGCCUAGGAGGCACCCCGCCAUGGCGGGGGGCCACGGGCCCAUGAACAGUGGGGCCCCUGGGACGCUGGCCGUGGGGAGAGUGAAAUUCUUCGACCGGCACCGCGGGAAGGUCAACUCCUCUGCCUUCUCUCCCGAUGGCCAGAGGCUGCUCACAGCCUCCGAGGACGGCUGUGUGUAUGGCUGGGAGACCCAGAGCGGGCGGCUGCUGUGGAGACUGGGUGGCCAUACAGGCCCCGUUAAGUUCUGCCGAUUUUCCCCUGAUGGCCGCCUCUUCGCCAGCACCUCUUGUGACUGUACCAUCCGCCUGUGGGAUGUAGCAGAAACCAAGUGUCUGCAGGUCCUAAAAGGUCACCAGCGGAGUGUGGAGACUGUCAGCUUCAGCCCUGACUCAAAGCAGCUGGCAUCAGGUGGCUGGGACAAGACGGUGAUGCUCUAGGAGGUGCAGUCAGGCCAGGUGCUGCGCCACUUAGUGGGACACUGAGACUCUGUCCAGAGCAGUGACUUCGCACCCAGCUCCGACUGCCUGGCCACUGGCUCCUGGGAUUCUACCAUCCGAAUGUGGGACCUUAGGGCCGGGACCCCAGCGUUCUUCCACCAGGAGCUGGAGGGCCACAGUGGCAACAUCAGCUGUCUGUGCUACUCGGCAUCUGGCCUACUGGCGUCCGGCUCCUGGGACAAGACCAUCCACAUCUGGAAGCCCUCAACCAGAAGCCUGCUUGUUCAGCUCAAGGGCCACAUCACCUGGGUGAAGAGCAUAGCUUUCUCCCCUGAUGGGCUGCAGCUGGCAAGUGCUGGCUACUCCCACACGGUCAAAGUAUGGGACUGCAACAGCGGAAAGUGCAUUGAGACCCUGAAGGCCCAGCACAUCAAUCCUUGUUGAAUAAAUUGAAUUAAAGAGACUUAUCCCAGAUCACAGUGAAGCAGGCUUCCAGGAAAUGGAGGGAGAUGGGGAAGAGACGGCAGAGGGCAAUCUUGGCAGAGAUUAAUCUUAAAUGGAAGUUGAAUGGUGCACAGGGACUUGUCUGUCAUAUUUUCCAAAUGCUUAUAGCUCUAUUAAAGGUAAUGAUUAUACACAUCUUUUCUAAACUUGAAGUCAUCUAUGGCUCCCCUGUUUCUCUUACAUGACACAUCCAAUAUACCCCUAAAUUCUGCAGCGUCUAUCUUCAGAAUACCUAACUUCUUCUCACCACUCAUUGGCACCUG
Molecule: messenger RNA, 1427 nt
Organism: Vicugna pacos (alpaca)
Lineage: Eukaryota; Metazoa; Chordata; Mammalia; Artiodactyla; Camelidae
Source: RefSeq, a predicted model, not a curated record